Messenger RNA from Mya arenaria, 1813 nucleotides. Its product is annotated as alpha-tocopherol transfer protein-like. The record is from RefSeq and is a predicted model, not a curated record. Gene Ontology annotation, molecular function: phosphatidylinositol bisphosphate binding. The transcript has 8 exons. Lineage: Eukaryota; Metazoa; Mollusca; Bivalvia; Myida; Myidae. The coding region runs from base 143 to 1108 and encodes 321 amino acids. Gene Ontology annotation, cellular component: membrane.
UGUUCGGUGAGCAUACGUUUUUUUCUUUAUCUGUUCUGCACUGAAGCGAUCUAUAACGCAUGUCAAAAUCAAGCACAGAUCUGUAAACUAUUCAUGUAAUACUACACUUAAAUCGGCGACUUGAACCCGGAAAGGUUGUAAAAUGGCGAGUGAAGAGGAAGACAGUAAGUACGUGAAUCAUUUGGAGGAAUCGAGUAGAAGGAUCUGCCAUGAUGAAUUGCAUGAACGAAAUGAUGCAGAUACGCUGAUUGCUGUACAAACCUUGCGGAAGUGGGUACUAGAGCAUGAGAGGCUUAGAACACCGACAGACUAUCGAUUUCUACUCCGUUUUCUUCGCUUCCGCAAGUUUAGUCAGCUUGAUGCCCGGAAAGCUUUGGAACACUUCUGGACUGUUCGAUGUUCCCACCCAGAGUGGUUUGUGGGGGAGGAUCCAACAGAUGAACUUAUGCAGAAGGUCAUACGAAUGCAAAUGAUGUGUUGUCCAAAACAACGAGACAAACACGGUCGACGCGUCAUGAUCAUGAAGUUUGACAAAGUCGAUGUCGAUUUUAUAAAGACAACCGGGCUUCACAAGUUGUAUAGAGCAAGUUCGCUCGUGCUUGACUGGAUGAUGUACGAUGAGCAUUUGCAAGUUGAAGGUCAUGUGAUGAUCGCCGACUUCCGGGGUUUAACGUUCGAGUUGUUUAAAGCGAUGUUCAACAGAGAAUUUGAGGAAAAGUACACAGAGUAUUUCCAUCACGCCAUGCCAAACCGAAUGAAGUCGAUGGAUGUUGUGAAUGAACCACAUUUCUUUGACUUGAUUUGGGCAAUGAUAGCUCCCAUAAUGCCACAGAAAAUGAAAGAUCGGUUCCACUUGCACGGUCAUAGCCUUGUGAAAAUAUACGAAGAGGUUGGGUACGAAUGUUUACCGGAAGAGUACUUACCGGAUGAGUAUGAUGGUCCAAAGUCCGGAACUUGCGAUGAAAUCGUUGAUGCAAUGCUAGAAGACAUGACGCAUCCCGAUUUUCUGGAGUAUAUCCGUGACCUCUCCAGCGGCAAAUACGGGGUUCACAAGGUCAAAGGUGAUCACAUGGAGACAGAGGGAUCGUUCAGGAAAAUUGUGGAAUAGCAACUAUCUUUACAACAGAAGCAAAACAUGUCAUUAAUAUGCAAUUGUUGCAGCUCUGUUGCUGUUUAGAAAUGAUGAGAUAACUCUUACCCCAAGGAAUGAUUAGUAUAAUUGGGUGCUUGCAUAUAAUUCUUUCUCUAGCAAUGUAGAAUAGUUGCCGUCAAAGUGCUUCAAAUUUGAUUCGAAAAUAAGCGGAUCACUAAAUUGGUGAUGAUCCCUUCAGCUAAUAAACGUCUACAAUGUCGAUGGAAUGAAUCACUGUCUUAAACACAGACAUUUUAUAGAAGUACGUUUGAUUCUAAAAUAUGUCUCGCAUAUAAAGUAGUAUAACAUGACGUAAAUUUGUGGUGAAUGGACCUCCUUGUUGUAUGUUACUAACAAUUCGUACAAAGAUGUUAACAACACCUGCAUUAUUCAAACGUUUUGGGAAUAAAGGUGUAUCUAGAUGGCCAUUUUAUUAUAAGUACGCAUCAAGCUACGAUCUGUUUAAUGAAAAAUGCUGGUACUCCAAGGGCCCGCAUAAGAAAGCUUCUAAUAAUAAUAAUAAAGCAUCCGAAGUUGACUUUAUUUUCUGCAACGCAAGUAGUAUAUAUCAAUGAUGUGACGUUAUUAUGCAUGUAUGUUUGACUAUUUGUGUUGUUGCUUUUAGAACCUCACUUUCUAUUUUGAAUAGUGUGCUUAUUACGAAUAAACGAAACAAAUCAA